AGAGCAGCGACACCGGACUGCUCCGAGGGAAUUAGGCCGGACUCGGGCGCGUGCGGUGCUCGGCGCGCGUAGAAGGGCGCAUGCUGGGACGUGUCACGGGCACGCGUGUGUCACGAUCGCCCAUAUAUUGCUAUCGUGACUGGCCAGAAGGCGCCGCGGCGGGGCGGAAGGAGGGCGGGCGUUCGAGGCUUGGUAGCGCAGGCAGGCGCGUAGAUAGGCCAGCUCACGGUGGCGUUUCCGCAGCGAGCUACGGGAUCGUCCCAUGCUCGUAGGUCGCCCGCGUGUAGCCUCGCGGUUCCAAAGAGGGUUGCUGCUGGUUCCGGACGGUCACGCGUCGUGUCAACGCGAGGAGUGGCCAGAAACAGGCACUAAACCCGCUGUGCUGGACCGAUCGAGUGAAAUGAUUGAUAACAUGGUACGGGGGUAGGAGGACAAGGAAAACGAAAGAAAAGAAAAGACAAAAGGAAAACUAAGAAAAAGAAAAAUAAUAAUCCCAGCCCAUCGAGCCGCGAACUGGUCGCCAGUAACGAAACUGCUACUCGUGGCAGCCAGCGGCAUUGGUGUUGAUGGUUAGUGGCCGUGGCGUUGGUGGUGGUGGUGACGAUGAUGAUGGUGGUGGCGGUGGUGGUGGUGGUUUCCGAUCGUGUUGGUGACCGUCGGUAGUUGAGGGAACCGUAUCGUGGUGGUGCGCGGAUGGUGGUGGUGGUGGUGGUAGUAGUGUCGGAGUAGUGCUGCUGCCUCGCGUUCGACGACAGUUAGCGAGGGAGAGAAAGAAAAGUAGCCCUCGAGGUUACGAGGCCAGAGGAGAAAGUGGGUGUUGCCGGAGUGAUAAACCGUAGGAACCCGUACGGGUCCUCGCUGCCAGGACUCGAGAGGAGAACAGGAACGGAAUCGUUGAUAGGAUGCGAGUCGCUCGACGUUUCGACGAGCAUCAUCCCCUAACCGAGAGCCAGAUCCUCGUAGAUCGUGUGCCUCGGCGGCAUCGACGCUGAGGUGUUCGUCCAGGAUGGCAGGAACGAGCCGAGGAUCUCGGCCAGGACCUAACCAGUCUACGCCAGUGAACCGUCGCGGCGGAACCUGGUUUUCGUGCGAUUAAGAGUCCGCCGCUCCUUCAGGAGGGCCGAAAGGGGUGGAGCGCAGGGGUGGUGGUUCUUGGCAUCGCGGGGAUCGAGAUGAGCGAUCUACAGGCCACUCUCGAGUUCUCCCUCGAGCUCUGCAAGUUCUACAAUGUCGACCUGUUCCAGCGUGGGUAUUACCAGAUCCGAACCGCCCUACGAGUGUCGCCGAAACUCCCUGUUAAGGUGGAGGUUAACCAGCUACGGAACCACUCGUUGGAGGCGCCUGGGACGAGCAAGCGCUUUCAGAUCCUCUACAGAAACGAGGAGGUGACACUCGGCACUUCGGUCCUAUUCCGGGCGCACGUGCUCGUGCACAGUCACAAGAUCGAGGAGGUGCUCUCCCGCACCCACUUCAAUCUCGGCGUCGAGCUAUGGUUCAGCGAGCCGACACAGCCCGGCAACAUGGCCUGCGUGUCGUCUAGGGCGUUGCAGCUGAACUUCGCGCCGACUAAGGGGCUUCACUAUCAUCUGCCGGUACUCUUCGAUUAUUUCCAUCUCGCCGCGGUAUCCAUCACGAUCCACGCCUGCCUCGUUGCACUCCACCAGCCCUAUAUCAAGAAGAGCAUACUUCACUACGUGCAGAGUUGCGCGCCGCGCGGAGGGAAGCCAUGGCUGCAAUUCAAACAGUCCGCAGCGAACGGCGAUAAUAACGCCUCGUUGGGAAAUAUCGAAACCACGACGAAGUGUGUCGGAUCAGCGACAAGGAUACAGCACGCGAAACUGGUUCAACAGGAAGUGAUCAGGUUACUCCUUGCCGCACGGGAAUCUUUGCUCAGCGAUUUAGCUGAUUUAGCACGGCUCCUCCCGUCAUGCCAGCAAAGAUCGCUCGAGCUCGCUCAGAACACGCACAAAGAAAUUACCAAGGUUAUGAUGGACACGGAGGAAACUGAUAUCGCUCAACUCUGCGCACAAAAUAUUGUUCUCUGGCAGCAUUUUCUGGAAGCGUUCUCGGGACGUGAGGCCGUUCAUCAGCAUCUCGCUAGGAUUCAUCAUCAACUGAGGGUGAAACGUUUCGCAGAAGGUUUCUUCGUGCUCGAGAAUCCCAGGACUUCAGCCUGGGGUUGCUACGAUGCGAACUACCAGUCUUACCAGGCAGUCAGUGAGGCCGCUAGGAGAUCACGGUAUCUAAUGUCGUUACCACCUCUACCUGUCCACUGUCCAGAACUGGAUGGGGACAUUCACUCGCUGCCUGUGAUAUUCGAGGAUCAGUACGUAGACAUGAAGCAGAGGCAUAGAAACAGCGUUCCCGGAAUGGACGACUGCAGCUGCGGUAUAGCGGCGAUCCUCGAGUCGCGUUCGAUGGGUAUCUGGUCGCCCAGGAGCGAGGGUGCUAACCAGGACAUAGGCAUGGUGCAGGGUCGCCUGACCCUGACUCCUUCCACGUUACCCGCGAGGCACAGCAAAUCCUUGGACCAACUAGGACCCGAGAUCGCUCCAGUUCAGCCAAGGACCUCGCCGAAGACUCUGCCGCGGUCGGUGUCUACUCAGCUGUUCCCUCGACAAAGGGGUGGCGCGAGGAACGCCACGCCACCGGCGACGGUGCCUUCUCGCGGGAGACAGAGGUCGACAGCACCGUCCAGUAACACGCUGUUCCCUCCUUCGGGACAGCAAGCGUGCUCGGCGCCGAAUCCUUCUCUAGGAUCGACGCCAGUGGUCCCGCUGCCGCGGGCAAAGUCCACGCAGAUGCUGGUGCUAAACAGGCAGCAGCAGGCUGAUCCACAAAAUACUUCCAUCACGUCGCUACUAGCCGCCAUGUUCCCUGAGUUACCUCCUGGGGGACAGUUGCCAGGGUACCGGCCCUCGAAACAGUCCUGCGAACAGACACUGACGGUGCCCACUUGCGUGGGAACCAUAGAUCACACACAGAUGACGGACUGCUGGACCGAGAACAAGGCUGAAGACUACCACUCGCUGGACACAAGGAGGAUCCGUCUAGAGCCGCGCAGCCACCGCUUAGCAACGCGUCAGCCGCUGUCCACGGUGACCGACCAGAACAGCUUCCUGCCGGGCAAGAGCGUGAACGGGGACAGCUUCCUACAGGAGCAGCAGCCGCUGCACACGGCGACCCUGGACCGCGUAACGUACCGCGGCAACUCGCGGAAACAGACCCACCAGACGGGCGGCAAAUACAAUCAGGCGAACGGUCUGGAGUCCCGUAGGUACCACACGAUCGGCAAAACCGGUUCGAGCCAGGGCCAGCGGAACCGCGAGAUCCAGGAGUCGAUGAACGGCGGCGGAAUGCCGGCCGGUCAUCCGGCGAUGACGGACCCCCUGUACAAACGAUCGAAUUACUCCGCGGCUACCACGGACUCGUUCUUUUACCGCACGAACGGGACCAGCGGCCGAACGCACGCCGAACCGGACAGGCCGAGGCGGCCGAAGAGCACCGAGAGGCUGGUCGACGACGCGGACCGCAACGAGUACUGCGACUUCCGCCGCGAAAGGCCGAGGAGGAGGGAGGAGAGGCCGGCGAUGAAGUCGCCCAGGAACGGCGCGCCGCCUUGCUACGACGAAGCGCACAGGAGAGCGCAGAUCGACGACAAAACGGAGGUGACCAACGAAAUGUUCUAUAAGGUGAUGACAGCCAUGUCCGAACCGAAGAAGGAGCAACGGCCGGAAAGGAGGAAGGAGAGACACGGGAGGAGGCCGCAUUCCGCGCCAGUUCUGGAUGUUGAUCAUCCUGCUGAGGAUAACAGGAAAUGCAGCCAUAGGAACCGGAAGCCGGCGCCUCCGCCUCCCGCGUACCAGGAUCCGGCGGUCGCGCCACUGCCCAAGUACCGGCAUCCACCCCCAGCGCUUACGACCAGUGUCUUGGAGGUGGAGAAUAAUAAUAAGAUUAUUCUGAAGGUGGAGCCAAUCAAGUCCCCGAUAGAGGCGCCGGCGACGAACGGGACCACUCCGUCGGACACGUCAAGCGGGGGCGGGCCGCUGCCGAACACGAAAAGACUGAGAUGCGCGAGCGUGCCGGUGGCGCAGAACAAGGUGGUGGUGCCGCGGAGCGCGGUCUCUUUGCCCUGCAUGCCGAUCCGGGAUAGCAAGGACAGCCUUAGCAACAAUCUUCCCGUCAUUCCGAAUCCGCUCAGCCCACCGUCCAGCAGACCGAGCAGCCCGACCACGAGCUCGAGCUCCAGCAACCUCACGUCCGAAUGUUCCGGCUGGGUCAGCAGCGGGGACACGUCUAGCUCCGAGCAGCGUCGCAACGCGAAGCUGUCUAGCGAGCAGCUGCGGCAGAAGUUGUCGAAGAUAGUCCCCAGAAAGGAGCGACCGCCCGCCAAAGAGCCAGUCGAGGAACAUUCUUACGAAGAGGUGCGACUUCCGCCGCCGAAGAUGUUCCAGGACGAGCCACCGCCGCCGGAGGAGUUCAGAGAUCCGCCAGCGAUCAUCGAUAAUCCUCUUUAUCACGUUUACGAGACGGUGAAGCCGAUCAGGAGCCCGAAACAAACGAAAACCGCGCCCUGCAGCCCGCAGAAGAACAGGGAAAGAGAAAGGGAACGAGGGAGGGAACCUAUAUACGGCGCUAGGGACAUCUGUCUAGAUUGCUAUCAGGAGGGCAAGGAGCUGCUACAGUCUACCCAGGACGAUUCGAUCAAUUUCAAGAAGUGCAAAGAGGAGUUCAAAAGACAGAUGAGCUUCUCCGGGAAGAUCUACAGAGAACGCAAGGAUCCGCAGUUGCGUUUCCAUAAACGUGCCCAUUCCCUUGGAUACGGUGACCUCAUGACCCCGUCGUCGGUAAAACCUCUAAGAUCGAAUGUGACUAUCCUACCUCUUAGUGACUAUCCGACCCUGGCCUCGACCAUGCCGUACUUCCACAUCAGCAACGAGUACCGGCUCUUCUCGCCGGAGGGUGCCCACUUGAUCAUCUGCGUCCACGGUCUCGAGGGGAAUGCUGCCGAUCUGCGUCUCGUCAAGACCUACUUGGAGCUGUGUCUUCCCGGCGCGCAUCUAGAUUUUUUAAUGUCUGAGAGGAACCAGGGCGACACUUUUUCGGACUUCGACACGAUGACUGACCGACUGGUAGACGAGAUUCUACACCAUAUCGAGACGUCGGGCCUGAACCCGACAAAAGUGAGCUUCAUCGGACACUCUUUAGGGACCAUCAUUAUACGAAGCGCUCUGACGCGGCCUCAAUUGCGACCGCUUCUACCGCGACUGCACACUUUUCUCAGUCUGAGCGGCCCGCAUUUGGGUACACUCUACAACACCAGUGGUCUAGUUAACGCGGGCAUGUGGUUCAUGCAGAAACUGAAAAAAUCGGACUCGCUGCUACAGCUGGCUAUGAAAGACGCGCCGGAUGUCAGACGGUCCUUCAUGUUCCGCCUCAGUCAGAAGAGCAAUCUCGAGAAGUUCAAACACGUUCUUCUUUGCGGCAGCGCGCAGGAUCGAUACGUGCCGCUACAUUCCGCGCGCAUAGAGCUCUGCAAAGCCGCCGUGCGAGACACCUCCGAUCAAGGCGCAGCGUACCGCGAGAUGGUGAACAACAUCCUGUACCCGGUGAUGUCCACCGCGGGGGUGAGUUUGGUCAGAUACGACGUGCACCACGCGUUGCCUGCGACGGCGAACGCGCUGAUCGGCCGCGCCGCGCACAUCGCCGUCCUCGACUCCGAGCUCUUCAUCGAGAAGUUCCUGCUGGUGGCGGGUCUGAAGUACUUCAGAUAAGGAACGGAUGAUACUUAGCGCAGCAAAAGGCGCGAAACUAGCGGUUCAAACUAAAAUAGCGAAUCUAGCCAACGGGAACGGGGGAUCAGUCCGUUUCCCUCGAGCAGAACGGAGAGGAUUCUCGUGACUCUCCGACGCUGCGUUUAGGAUUAAUUAAGCCCACGGACGUACCGUCGGAAUUGCCUCGCUUCCCAGCCACCCCUGAUCCAUCAAUUCCCUCGUUCAUCUUCCUUCCAUCGUAAUUAACCCCUUAGCUGUGCUCUUUUUGAAAGUGUGCGUCUACAUUGUGUCGCUAGAUGGGUUGACGAUUAUCCCAUUCGAGAUUAAGAUUCUUUUGAAACACAUCAUCGGUUAGGAUUCAAAAUUUGAUAGCGAAGAACUUAAGAUUUUUGUGUAUUCGUUGGUCUAUGAGAAUGUUGAUUAAUCAUUCAACUCAUUUGAAAUCGGAGUUAGUUUUGAAAGCAGUCUUUAGCAGCUAAGAUUUAAAAUUGGAUAGUAACGGAUUUCAGAUUUUUGUGUAUUCGUUCGUGUACGAGAAUGUUGAUUAAUCAUUCAAGUCAUUCGAGAUCAUGGUGAUUUGUAAAAGGUCCCCAAGAUCGAACACUCGACAUCAUCACUUAUACCAUUAACAUUUUCUGCAAUCCCGACGAUCUUGAUAUUCACCUUGCCUUGAAACCAGUGCGUUUCAAUUUUUACACAACUUUAACUUAUAGUACUAUCUAACAUAGUAAUCUAACUUUUCACUUCUAACUGAUAAUACAAAUUCAUGAUCAUUACACACCUGGUGUAUAAUUCAUCUCGAAUGGGUUAUAUUCGUCGAAGCAAGUAUCUGCAGCUGCUGUAAAAUUGGAUGAAACUGGAAGAAAAUGCGAACAACUUCUUUCUAAAAAAUCAAUAAUACACUCGUGGUUACACAAGAGAAUCGGUAUUUCUUCGCGUAUAUUCGCCGUUCACAGUUAAGAGGUUAACAAUUGCGAACAGUGAUCACAAUGGCACGAUGAAACUUGUGAUUACUAGUUGUCUGUCUUCUUCACUCGGUCGCAAAGGGAUCGUCGAGGGAACGGGGCAAUUCGGCGAUUUUUACACGGGACGCGGACACAUCGUUCGGACGCAUCGUUUUAGUCGAUCUGUUUCUCUCGUUAGGUUCCUACGCGAAAUUCUCGUCGCGGUGUCGCCACGCCUUCAUCGACGCUUCAUCGAACUCAUCGAAUGGACUGUUUACGAUUGUACCGGAUCGGGCCUACACGCAGCUCGUCUCUCGAGCUGAAUGUUGUUUGUGCGGGGAACGGUUGGGGGUUGAAGAUCGUUGAGGGUAGUUUGAUGCUAUCUGAUUCGUUCGUUUGAUUUCUGUGGUUCUUUAUCGUUGUUCAUUAUACUAAAUAGCAAGCGUGUUUAACAAUGAGAAAGAUCAUCGCUGGAAUCCAGGUGAUCGGAGUUUUCGUUGCUUCCGUUCAUAAGUUAUAAGACGUUCAGAUAAAUAUAAGAAUGUUCGGGGUUCCAUUAUUCAAAGGAAGGACGUGUGUAAAUUCAGUUGGAUGUUGCAUUUUUUACCUGUUUGUAACUAUAACAUGUGAUUGUAUACUAGUGCGACGAAUAGACGAUAAUUUCAAACAUGUUACAUACUUUUCUUUUAUAUGCUCGUUUCAUUGUAGACUGUAUAUUUUUUAACAUUACGAUCGGUUCAUUUAUUUUUUGAAGCUUCUCAAAGUCUCUCCUUCUGAUGAAAACAUUUAAACCCUGUUAAUAUCCAAGGAUAAUAAGAAUAUUGCACUAAGAAUAGUGCUCCUGAUUGCAUUUUCUCGAUCAAGGUUUCAAGUGGAGACAAACGAAAUCUUGAAAUGAAUCACGCCGUAAUUUGCAUUUUCUUUAAAAGAAUAAAUCGUUGGAUAACUCACGAAGAAUAUCUUAUUAUUAUUUGAUCAUUCAAUACUGCUGCAUAUUUUAAUUAAUGUUAUUCUACUUAUAAGAUCGUUCAUUAUUUAUAAAGCUCGAAUAGAACUUUCCUUUUCUUAUCAACUGCUUUUCUUGCGUACCUCGAGAAAAACGAGGGAUCGAAGAUGAAACACCGUCAAACUGCCCUAAACGUUGACCACGAUCGAAGUAUCGAAUUCUCGGCCUAUCGCGGAACCCGGAUGGCCGUCGAGGAAACUCACGCUCACGAUCGAGAAGGAAGAUCGCGAGAUCGAGGGACGUCGGCGCCGAGAUCGAUCGGAUGAUCCUCGGGGCGGCGUCCGUUAUCGUCAGUCGCGUCAUCCCCUUCGAACCGGAAACGGUACGCGACGAAUCGUACAGUUGGGAGAUGACUUGAUGCCUAGUGGAUAGACACAGAGGCAAGAAGAAUCCUUCUAAUUUACAGUUCUAUAAUUUAUUAUAUAACGAUUUAAUUUAUAACGAUUUCAUAGAGCAAAACAGACAAAAUGAAAAAAUCUAACGUUAAAUCAUUUGAUUGAAUUGCAAUCUUAUUAUCGCAUGAUUUAGUUGAAUGCCGUCGUAUUAGUUAACGUUAUUUAUAAUAUAGAAGUCUUUUCAAGUAAUCAUCUUUUAACUGAGUGAAUUAUAGUAAUUUGACUGAGAGUCACCGGUGGCCUCCACGGUAUUCAACUUGUUAACGAUCGAAAAUAUUAGGAAGAUAAUAAAAUCAGCAGGAAAUUGAUGGAGAAAAAAGAAAACUGAUCGAUCAACCGAAUUCCUCAGCCUAGUCAUUAAGUGAUCUCCCUACAGUACACUUGAAAACCGAGGAAACCUCGGUUUCAUCCUCUUCAUCAUUUCUUUCCAUUCCUUUCUUCGACUUCUCCCGAUCUCGAGAAGCGACGUGUCGCUCGCCGUGACUCCAGCAUGGUGUCGAGACCGAAUACAGCGAUGCUCGGUCAAAUUUUAAUGAAUAUUCCUCACUCUUCUCUUACCGCUGACUGUCUCAAAUUCAUACUGUCAAUGCAACUUGAUCUAAGAUCGGUCUCUACUGAGGCAAGGGAAGCAGAUGAAUAGAAUGAGCGGAAGGGAAACAGAUGAUCACUUCAGUGAGGUGCUGCAACGUAAACAAUAAUGGCAUAGUGAUGAAAACUUCAAUUUCAGUAAUUGUCUUUCAGUAUCAAAGCAAUUCAGUUUAUUGCGAUUUUUCUGCUUAAUAUGAGCUCUAGUUUCGGCGAUUCGGAGGUAGUUAACCCUUCAAUUUCGUUUGGGUGAAACUAGUCCGAUUUACAUGGUGUUUAGACUCAUUUUAAUUGCAACAAUCUCGACAAUCCAUUGGCACUACAUUUGAGAAGGUAAAAUUGAAAUUAAUGAAAUUGAUAUUUUCUGCAUUUCAUGUUCAUGUUUCGUGUUCGCGGCGUCCCUUUGCUACGAGCAGUUAAACUGACGUUUUGAAAUUCCUCUAUAGAAACUUGAAGAGUCCAUAAGAGACUUCAAUUGAUUUAUAAUUCAUUUUUCGUAUUGCUAAAUCAAUUUAUUGAAUGAUUUCUCAGAGAAACAUCUGUUAUCUUUACAACAAUUGCAAAAUAGGGAAAUCAGGAAUGGGUGAUUUUCACCCGUCUGGUGGAUCAGGUCCCGAAAUCUUAAGAUUUAACCGAGCACCGCUGUAAACUGUAAGAUAUAUCGAGAAAAAUUCCAAAAACAAAUGGGAAAAUGGGAGACGGGGGAUAACAAAUCGAAGUAUAUAAAUACAAGACAAUGUAGAGAAGCAUUGUCUAGACGCUAGGAAAGUUACGAAACGUAUGUCAAUUGUUACUCUCAGAUAAGUGUGAGUGAGUGCGGUGCGUGGCUAAACGAAUGAGAGAGAAGCGAGAGUGAAAUCUAGUGUGAGAGAGAGAAAGCGAGAGAAAGAAAGAGAGAGUAUUCUAAUUAAACAAAAUGGCAACGCGAAACAGACGAGCAGAAACGAAAACGUGAAACGACAAAAGGACACAAUCGGCAUAACGAAUCAUACUGAAGGGGAACGGGGACAAAAGUGUCCUCUGGUUUCAGUGAUGAUCGUUGAACAGUGGAAAAUGACGAACGGGAGCAACGAGGAAGAGGAGGAUGAAAACAAGGACGAAGAUGCUUCCGAAGACGAGAACGAAUUUUGGAAGACACGAAUGGAAUAGUGACUACCAUUUCAGGUAUAUGAAAUCCCUCCAAUACUAGAUCUCAAUUGCUCAGAACAAUCUAAUUAAAGAAAAAGAAAAAGAGAAAAAAAAAUGAUAAAAACGUUAUACAUUAUUCGUAAUCGAAGGCAACGAAGGCGCGUCGCGUCGCGCCUGGCAAUUGCUGAAUCGUGAAUAUCAUCGAAAGAGUGGGAGAGAGAGAGCGAGAGAGAGAGAGAGAGCGAGCGAGAGAGAGAGAGAGGAUGCGUUAAUUAAGAGUUUUUCAGUAUACCCAGAAAACGGACGAGAGGAAUAAACGUCGACGGCGAAACGAGACUCGCUGUGCGACUGCAAUUUGUCGUUCCCUCUGUAAUCUAGAGGAAAUAGUUGUUUCCUUUUAAAACAGAGUGGUCUGUAAUUGGUGGGAUAAUCGAGGAGCGAGUGAUUCUACGUGGAAAAAUAUAUUAGAAAUGUACAGUAGGAUUUGUUCGCUUGCGGCUCCGUUUUCGAGGAAACCGGGUUUGAAUAUUUGUAGAAUAUACGUGUAAUUGGCUAAUUGAUGAUAGAUUUUCAAGCUUUAUCCUUUCGAGAACGAGGCUUCAAUUGAGAAUAUUUCAUUGUACGUUUUCUGACUUAUUUAUUUAUGCAGAUUCACUUGCUUCCUGGUUGAAUGAUUAGUUACGAGACACUCUGUAGAAUUGAAACUUAAUCUAUAGUGAUCAUUACUGCGACACUUGGUGUUCGAGUUCGUUCUUUGCUGAAAGAAUAAUAUUUCAUUCGUCUUUAGUAAAGCGUAAAUGCAAUAUUGAUUAUUUUAAAUAUUGAAAUUUGUUUUCAAAUGAAUUGUUACGUAAAUUCGAAUCUUUAUUGUUGAACUCCAGAGACGUAAAGCUAUGAAAGAAGUCAUAAGUUAAUAGAAAACAAAACGAUAGACGAUUUUAAUCUCAGGUGUGUUUCUUCAAAGAAAUCAAUUACAAUUUAUCAAUUUGUAUAGCUUACCAUUUCAUUUAUCAAAUAAAAUUCCAAAAAUUCUCUAACUCCAUUCCAAGCCACAAACGACUCGCACCGAGUGGACAACAAUUUUAGUCGUCGCAGCGAUUAUUCAACCACGCGACGUUCAAAUUGCCAAUCGCACAGCGGUCCUCCGCGUAGUAUCGUUAAGUGUAAACCCACACCGCCCACUGUAAACGUUCACCCAUGCAAAUUGUAUACAAUGCCCGUACGUGUAACGCCUUUACACCGUGUAACAGGAGUUCGGUGUAGACAUCGUGUUCCGACUGCGAGCACAACCAUUAUCAGGACCAGAACCGGUGCUCAUUGUUCGCCACGAAGCUGCGAAGCACAAAACGAGAAAACAAGUCAGUCCCCGGGAACAUUUUCCUCGUUCGGCUGAGAGUCGCGUCGCAUCGUUCCGUUUCGAUCUCCGUCGUGGACACUCUCGAUCGUCGAUCAACCGUCUGUAACCGUUGUUAACUGGUCUUCGCAAUAAUCCGCAUCGAAAAGUGCCAAACAGCGCGAUCGCGGUUCUUUCGUCUCAGACACUGAAUUACGCUUUUCUAUUUUCACACGAGAGAUUUCGAAAUAGUGCGGUCGUUGCGUUUUUCCAUUUCUAAGCAAGCAAUAAACAGAAAUCGAGAUAGAUGAUCAGAGGGAAGACGAAUAAAUAAACUUCAUUUGAUUCUACGAAACGAUAGGCUGACACUUUUACGCAGUUCACCGGAGAAGCGCGAUCGUUUGGCACUAGAACGAUUAAACGGGAGCGGGAUCGUGAAACGAGCCCCGAGAACCUCGAGAGAACGUUGAAAAACGAGGCAACCCGCGAAUAACGAUUUUUUUAUUGAACUUUUUCACUCGGACGAUUGAUUCUUCUCUUUUUUUGUUUUGUAGAAAUUUCUUUUUAGGCACGUUCGUGUUCGUAGCGCGCAAUAACUGUGGCAAUAUCGUUGUAUCGAUGUACGACUUGUGCGAGUGUUGUCCAGAAGUAAUAAACGAUUAUUGGAAUUCACAGGUGGAUCGUUGAAUUCGAAUGGAAGUGCUGAAGCAAUCGUGGAUGUAUUCAUUUCGUUUCCCUGGGUGGGCCGGACGCGAGAAAUGAUUUUACUUGUGGAAAUAAGCGGGAAAAUGUGGAAAGAAAUUUUUUAUUGUAACGCUUCGUUUUGAAGAUAGUCGAAUCUUGCGGAUAUUUCUGGGGAAAUCGGAUUUAGUGUGUCUGGCUUACUUUUAGAGCAGACUUUUGAAGUCAAUUAUUUAAAGAGCGAAGCGUUAUGGGAAAGAAUUUUUAUCGUGUGAGUGGAGUUUCAGAUUGAACGCGUUAUUUGUUACUUAUUUUUACAUGUAGAUUGAUUUUUUGUCUUGGUCCACCCUGUACAUUCAUUCCUGGUGUAUACUUUGUGGAGUAAUUCCAUUGAUAUCGGCGAAACGAAUGUGGAAAUGUAAUGAAAAAGGAAGCGAAAUGAUUAAACUUCGUUUGUUCUUUUGUUCUAAGCCGCUCACAUUGAUCAUCGUUGAUUUAACCCUGCUGCGGCCUGUGGAUCUUCUUCAACCCAGUAAUGUUUUAAUUAUUUCAAUUUUAUUACGUUCUUUUUAAUACAUUAUCGAUAGACAUUAAUUUAAAAGAUCAGAGAUAUUAAUUAGAAAUAUAAACAAUAACUAAUAUAAUUUCCUAAAAAUUAUUUCACAUAAUUUCAGUAAAAGAUCUAAUUUAACAAAACCAUUACACUGUCCCAAGCAGACGUACACCGCCAACAAUGCGUUAAUUGAAGAGAAGUAUUUAUUUACAAGGAAAUCGUCACUAUUUUUUCAAUUGAUGAAUUCUAAUAAUGUUACCAGUUUAGUUUAUGAAUUCCAGUAAUGUUAACAGUUUAAUUUACGAAUUCUAGUAAUGUUACUAAUUUCCAAUUCGUGAAUUCUAGUAUUGUUACUAGCUUCGGGUUUACGAAUAACGUCGCCGAUGUUUAGAAGAACCAUGUGCCGCAGCAGGGUUGAAAAAUGGUCGCACACUUGUCGACACUCCCUUUUUGUAAUAUGUUUGCAAUGUCUGGCGCAGGAGUGUACCUCGAGCGUAGAUGCGAUUGCGAGACAACGAGCGUGUUCGGCGUUCCCCUUCGACGUUUUUAGUGCACACAUAUCGGGGGACGCGGCACUCCGCGUCGUUGUCGACGGGACGCGUCUUUUUUCUGCGGAAACGCGCUGUCUCGAGGGCGAGGAAACGCGUUUCAUUCCCCCCGUUGUCGAUCGAUACGAAGAAACUCGCCGCGGAUCCGGCACAAAGGGGUGGAAAGGACUCGACGACAAUGAAGACCCUCGAGGGGAAUCCGCGGACGCCGCGCGUUUCGCGUAUUUCGCGUGGGAAACGGUCGAAGGAAUUGUUUUUCCUCCGUUAUUUCGUUUAUCGUUAGACACCGUUGCUUGCUCAACUGCGCGCGUCGCCGUAUUUUGUCGCGCGAUCGACGUUAUCGACCGGGAAUCGAUUUUGUAUCCCGUAAUCUUAAGUUUCUACUAGGCGAGACACGGUUUCGCGCGCCGACAAGAUGGCGGCUGGUGUCAAGCCGGCUCACACUUACGAGAACACUUGCAGGAGAUAGGUCGGAGAUAUUUUUAAGAAAUGUUUCCGAUUUUUGUUUGUACAUCGGUUAGGUAAAUAUAGAGAAGCGGAAUAAUGAGUAAAACGAAUAAAAGAAAAGAAUAUAAAUGUAUUUGAACUGUAUCGGACGUGGCGAACUUUGGAUAUUCUUGUAUGUUAUAAGUACUUUAAAUUUGAUAAAAGUAAAGUCUACUUGUCAGUGUAGAAUUAAUCUGAAUGUAACUAAAUUAGUACACAGAAACUGUAAUGAAUGAAUAAUUCAUUUGUUUCUAAUAAGAUCAGUGUUUUAAAUUAUGAAUUAAAGAUAUAAAUUUCGAUGCUUUCAAAUGUCUGGAAUCAAUUUAUUAAUAUUUAUCUUAAGGAAUACAUAAAUGAUUUUACUUGUCAACGAUAUCUUCAGUGUUCUCAUAAGAGUGAAGGAUGCAGCGUAGAAAUUAAUAGAAAAUCAUCGAUAUAAAAGUUGUCCAUUGUCAGUGGUCUUUUCGUCGACGAUUUUCAGAAGUGUAGAAGUGUAACAUUUUUCUUUUUCGAGGAUUAUUAUUUUCAUUGUUUUAAAACAUCUUCGACGCAAUUUCCGUCGUGUAGAAAAUGAACGAUACGAACGAGGAUUGAACGAGAGCAAGGGAAAAUGAAAUUCUCGCGCGACGACGAUGGAAGCGAUACUUUCCAAGCGAUCGUUCGCGAUUCUUCUUCUUUUGAUCGCGGGGCCGACGAACCGUCUCAGUGAAACUGGGAACAACGAUCGGCUCGGCUAAAGAUUAGUUUGACUAACACGAGAACGAAGCGAGAAAACGAUUGUUGACCAGAUCGUGCGUUAGUAUGAGAGCGAGAGAAAGAGAGGGCGAGAAAGAGAGGCGAGUAUUGAAUAGAGAAGAUAACGGAGGACAGAGUUGUUUUUGGAUAAGAACGUUUGUAGUUGCAAAAGCAACGUCGAUGAAGAAGUAACAACAAUGUAUACACUAUACAUAAUAUAUGGAUACAUAUGAAAAGUGAAUAAAUCUACGUA
This is a messenger RNA of Nomia melanderi (Alkali bee), 14421 nucleotides long. Its product is annotated as protein FAM135A. Gene Ontology annotation, biological process: lipid metabolic process. The record is from RefSeq and is a predicted model, not a curated record. NCBI's taxonomy places the organism in Eukaryota, Metazoa, Arthropoda, Insecta, Hymenoptera, Halictidae.